CAGUAAGACUGAAGGAAGAGUUUCGGCCAGACAAGGCCAUGGGCAAGGCAGUUUGGUGCCCAUCAAAGACAUCAGGGCAGAGGACACCCACAUACUGUACACGUGCGAAGUGACAGAAGAACAAUUGGAACCAGAUCGAUUUGCACCGUCCUCAUCCGUCAGCUGGGAGAAGUGGGCGGUAAGACGACCAGGAGCCGGCUCGGCCGGGCGGCCUGGCUUCCUUACCGCUGGGGAGCGGUUUGCUCUCCCGCCCGCCCACGUCUCCCGAGGCAGCUACGGCCGGGCGGCGAGAGUGAGAACACAUACCCGCCGGUCUUAGGCCUUUCCUGGGUCUCCCUUCACCAACUUGGCGCGGCUUCCCUCCCUCGAGUCCACGCCCCCGACACGCGCGUGCGCAGAAAGUCCCUGGGAAAACGUCACCUCGCUCCGGAAGUCUCUAAAGCCGUCGGCGCAGAGGCCGCCGGGAAAACAACGCCGGGCCGGUGCAAAGCUGAGGCGGGAUCGCCCCAGCCGGGAUAAUUUAGCUCGCCCUCGGGAAGGCCCCAGAGUGGAAGGCAAGAGGAGGCGGCCGCGCGUGGACCUGCAGACGCCGGCUUUUCGCCGCGGAGCCCACCUGGUACCUCUCCGCUUGCUCUUCCGGCAGGCGUCGUGAGCGAGUGCGCUUGCGCGCCGGACACUCCGCGCGCCUCGCCGCUGACCGCGCACCGGCCGGCCGGCAGCGGCCCGACGGUUCUGGGGUUGCAGGCGACUUGCAGCUCAGCUCGGCUGCGCACCGGCGAGCAGCAGCAUGUCGCGGAGGCGGCAUAGUUACGAGAACGAUGGUGGGCAGCCUCACAAAAGGAGGAAGACCUCUGAUGCAAAUGAAACUGAAGAUCAUUUGGAGUCUUUAAUAUGCAAAGUAGGGGAAAAGAGUGCGUGCUCUUUGGAGAGCAAUCUAGAAGGCUUGGCUGGUGUUCUGGAAGCUGAUCUUCCUAACUACAAGAGCAAGAUCUUAAGGCUUCUUUGUACAGUUGCACGCCUGUUACCUGAGAAGUUGACAAUUUAUACAACGUUAGUUGGACUGCUGAAUGCCAGAAAUUACAACUUUGGUGGAGAAUUUGUAGAAGCCAUGAUUCGCCAACUGAAAGAAUCACUAAAAGCAAAUAACUAUAACGAAGCUGUCUAUUUGGUCCGUUUUCUGUCUGAUCUUGUGAAUUGUCAUGUGAUUGCUGCCCCAUCUAUGGUUGCUAUGUUUGAGAAUUUUGUAAGUGUGACUCAGGAAGAAGAUGUGCCUCAAGUGCGACGGGAUUGGUAUGUGUAUGCGUUUCUGUCCUCUUUGCCCUGGGUUGGAAAAGAGCUGUACGAAAAGAAAGAUGCAGAAAUGGACCGCAUCUUCUCCAACACUGAAAGUUACCUUAAAAGACGCCAGAAGACUCAUGUGCCCAUGUUACAAGUUUGGACUGCCGAUAAACCACAUCCACAAGAAGAGUAUUUAGAUUGCCUAUGGGCCCAGAUUCAGAAAUUGAAAAAGGACCGGUGGCAGGAAAGGCACAUCCUAAGACCCUACCUUGCCUUUGACAGCAUCCUCUGUGAAGCGCUGCAGCACAAUCUGCCUCCUUUCACACCGCCACCUCACACGGAGGACUCGGUGUACCCAAUGCCCAGGGUCAUCUUCAGAAUGUUUGACUACACAGAUGACCCAGAGGGUCCUGUGAUGCCAGGGAGUCAUUCGGUGGAGAGGUUUGUCAUAGAGGAGAACCUUCACUGCAUCAUAAAGUCCUACUGGAAGGAAAGGAAAACUUGUGCUGCACAGCUGGUGAGCUACCCAGGGAAGAACAAGAUCCCCUUGAACUACCACAUAGUUGAGGUGAUCUUUGCAGAGCUGUUUCAGCUCCCAGCGCCCCCUCACAUCGAUGUGAUGUACACUACACUGCUCAUCGAGCUGUGCAAGCUUCAGCCUGGCUCUCUGCCCCAAGUUCUUGCACAGGCGACUGAGAUGCUGUAUAUGCGUCUGGACACGAUGAGUACUACAUGUGUAGACAGGUUUAUUAAUUGGUUUUCUCAUCAUCUAAGUAACUUCCAGUUCCGUUGGAGCUGGGAAGAUUGGUCUGAUUGUCUCACUCAGGAUCUUGAAAGUCCCAAACCAAAGUUUGUAAGAGAAGUUCUAGAAAAAUGCAUGAGGUUGUCUUACCAUCAACAUAUAUUAGAUAUUGUUCCUCCCACCUUCUCAGCUCUGUGUCCUGCAAACCCAACCUGCAUUUACAAGUAUGGAGAUGAAAGUAGCAAUUCUCUUCCUGGACAUUCCGUGGCACUCUGUUUAUCUGUUGCUUUUAAAAGUAAGGCAACUAAUGAUGAAAUCUUCAGCAUUCUGAAGGACGUACCAAAUCCUAACCAGGAUGAUGAUAACGAUGAAGGCUUCAGUUUUAACCCAUUGAAGAUAGAGGUCUUUGUGCAGACUCUGCUGCACUUGGCAGCCAAAUCCUUCAGUCACUCCUUCAGUGCUCUUGCAAAGUUUCAUGAAGUCUUCAAAACUCUCGCAGAAAGUAAUGAGGGGAAGUUACAUGUGCUGAGAGUUAUGUUUGAAGUUUGGAGAAAUCAUCCACAGAUGAUUGCUGUCCUGGUUGAUAAGAUGAUUCGAACACAGAUUGUUGACUGUGCCGCAGUAGCAAACUGGAUCUUCUCAUCGGAGCUGUCUCGUGACUUCACAAGGUUGUUUGUUUGGGAAAUUUUGCACUCCACAAUUCGUAAGAUGAACAAACAUGUUUUGAAGAUCCAGAAAGAGCUAGAAGAAGCUAAAGAGAAACUGGCAAGACAACACAAACGACGAAGUGAUGACGAUGACAGAAGCAGUGAUAGGAAAGAUGGGGCCCUGGAGGAACAAAUAGAACGAUUGCAGGAGAAAGUGGAGUCUGCUCAGAGUGAACAAAAGAACCUUUUCCUCGUCAUCUUCCAGCGUUUCAUCAUGAUCCUAACUGAGCACUUGGUACGAUGUGAGACUGAUGGCACCAGCAUUCUGACCCCGUGGUAUAAGAACUGCAUAGAGAGGCUGCAGCAGAUCUUCCUGCAGCAUCACCAGAUAAUCCAGCAGUACAUGGUGACCCUGGAGAACUUGCUUUUCACUGCCGAGCUAGACCCUCACAUCCUGGCUGUGUUCCAGCAGUUCUGUGCUCUGCAGGCCUAAUAGUCAUGUUUCUUCCCUUUUUGUUAUCUUGAAAUAAUUUGUCUUAUUUUUGAUGGUUUGAAUGUUUGCUUUCUUGUAGUAGCCUUUCACUUCCUACGGAAACAGGGGAGGAGAGCCCAGAGUAUGACAUUUCCCUUAGUUGCCCUGAAGGGCAAGUGUUGCUUGAUGACAGCGAUGUUAUGGUGACCGUAACGUUGUAUAUAUGUGAGACACAGCUUUCCUGUGAUGAAUUUGAUACUUCUCCUUAGGGAACAAAACAGCAGGGUUGAGAUGUGUGCAAUGCAAGGUCAGGCUUGCAAAGUAAUGAGUACAACCAACGGACACUAGGGAGCCUAGCUUUUCUCUGCUCCUGAGCAACAUGGCUGGAAUAAAUCUAAGUUCUGUUUUUUAAACUUUGGUAUUUCAUGAUUUAUUAUCUUAGUCUCUUUUCUUACAGAGAUGUACUUAGCCUCUAUCUGAAGCUUUCUUGCAAAUGUUUUUGAGUAACCAUCUUAUGACACUACUUGUUAGAAUAAAAAAUUAUUAGUACUAAUUCCCAGAUGUGCCAAGCUGGAAGCCACCCGGCUUCUAGUGAUCUCGAGGUACAAUUAUAGCACGAAUAAUAAAAACCCAGAGACAGAAAUUGGCGUUCAGCCUGAAGGUCAGAAAAGCAGAACAGCCAGCCCCUAGCUCUUACCUCUCCCUCAGUCUGAAAUGGUGAUCCUGCCUCCAGGAAUCUCAGAAUGAGACUGGGAGCUGUCUCCUCCCAUCUUAUAUUCCUCUCUAGGGCUGGGAUUAAAGGCAUGUACCACUACCGCCAGGUUUCUGUGGCAAACUAGUGUGGCUCCUAGUGGGUGUCACCACUCCUGGUCUGUAAGGCUCGUAGGUGCAGUUGUUUUACUCUCUGAACUUCAGGCAAGCUUUAUUUAUUAAAAUACAAAUAAAAUAUCACUACAUACAAUGGCAAUGGCAGCAGUUUUUCUGCCUCUCAGGUGAUUGCAAAUUUGACAGCCAUUGUGGAAAAGCAUCUGGUCAUGCCCUGCCCUCCAAGAAGGAUUUGACCAAGAUUCCGUAAUGUCACAAACUGAUGUGCAGCAAGCGAUAAAUGAGUUGAGAUGGACUUGGAAUUCAGUGUGGCUUGGGUCUUGUCUCUGGGUUCUGAGGCAGAUAAUUGUUCCCUGAGCCUAUUGAAGCUUGAGUGAAAUGAGUGUUUUGUAAGAUAAUGCAUUUCCUAACAUUCCAAAUUUCUGGGAUUUUUAAACUUCUUAUUAAACCUUAGAAAAAUCUGCUAAUAAUGAUAUAAUUACUGGUAGUAAUUUUGUGCAUUUGUUAUUUUUGUAUAUAUUAUAUUCUAGUAAGAAUACAUAACAAUUGUCUGUUUGGACAUAUGGGCCUUUAAUUACCAUAUAUUCAGUGGCUGUAGAAUACAAUGUCUUAUUACAUGGGAAUUCCUAGGCUUUUUAAAUACCACAUUUAAAGCAGGAGUAUCAUCUAAUCAUUUGAAUUCAGUAGAUCAAGGUUAGAUGGCAAGAACUUCAGAAAGAUAAAACCUGGGUUCCUGUUAAAUAUCCUGUUUACACUGUUCCUCCUUCCCAUUUAACACAGCUCAAGCUGUAACUGAUUUUAGAUGGCUGUGGUCCUCCAGUAGCCAAACAACUAACUACUGAAGGCAUUGGUAACUGUAUCCUUUCCUGAGCAUGGUGGAGUUCAGUUAUCCUUGCACUACAGCUACAAGUUUCCGCUCUCCUUCCCUUCUUUGAAUCCUCCUGUGCGGUGGUUGUUUCUAGAAACUGUUAAUAUGCCCUGCUCUGUUCUACUCUGUCAGCUGGAACACCGACAUCUGUUGUAUUUUACAGAAGAAAAGAUGCAAAAACAGAGAGCAGCUGCUCCCUUCGGUUGGUGCUCCCAAAGACAGGGUGACAUGUCACAUCAUGCUGAUUCUCUUUAGCAGACUUUUGCCAAGGUUAGAGAUUCUGGUUCCCUAAGAACUGUAUCAUUCCUAAAGAUAAAGGUGUGAGAAACCUUUACCAACCUGAGCUGCCAGUAAUACCUGGUACAGCCAGAGGACAGGCAUAUAGCUAAUCAUAUCGCACCAUGUUGGCCUUGACAGCACUCACUAACUGUUGGCUGCUACAGGCUGGUUACGAGGUUUACCAUAUUGAAUCUUUCCAACAGACAGAAGCAAACCCCAGGAAAACUUGUCUACAAUCCAUGGCCAGGAAGUUAAAUCCUUGUGUCUUGGAGCACCUUAUCUCCCCACAAUGCAGUAAUACUUAACAGCAGCUAGAACUCCAAGUUACUCCUGUCAUAAGGCUAGAAACUUCUCUCUCUACAAGAAAGUUUGGCUGCCUGUCCAAGAUCAGUUUUUACUGAGGUGUAACAUUUAGCAUAGCACAUAUAACAUGCCAGCCAUGAAAAACACACAGAAUGUCCCUACUGAAUGUUUCUAAAGUACAGUUAGUAAUGAUGGCCCCACGUUAUUGGGGUUGACUUUCUACAAGUGCAGCUGCUGAACUACAGAGUGAGCUAUACAAGCUUCCUAGUGCACUGAGGGAUGAAAACACCUACUUUAUCUCAACUUGGGUGUCUGUCAAAAUGAUGCAUAGCCCAUGGCUACAUGAUUCUUAGAGUAGGCCUCUUUCCUGAUGCUUAGGCACAGUACAUGCUAUUAGUUAGGAGUGGCUUCUGUUCUCAGAGCAGCUUUGACCUCAGAUAGUUCUGCCUGAGCUACUUUCUAGAAAAAUCUGUAUGUAUUCUUUUAUUUCUGAUUUUUUUGGUUCUUUGAUCUCUGUGUAGCCCUGUCUGGCUCUCCUGGAACUCUCUGCAAGGUCAGCCUGGCCUUGAACUCAGAGAUCUGCCAGCCUCUGCUUCCAGAGUGCUGGGAUUAAAGGUGUGUGCCACCACUGCCUGCUCUCUCUUGAUCUUUUUUCCACAUAUAAUGGUUGUUUCUGAUAGUUGUUUUUAAUGGUUUUUUUUUUUUUUUUUUUUUUGGUUUUUCGAGGCAGGGUUUCUCUGUAGCUUUGGUGCCUGUCCCGGAACUAGCUCUUGUAGACCAGGCUGGCCUCAAACUCAGAGAUCUGCCUGCCUCUGCCUCCUGAGUGCUGGGAUUAAAGGCGUGCACCACCACUGCCGCCCUGCUAAUGGUACUUUUUGAUAGUACUUUUAACAAGACUGAAGAAAAAUCUGGCUAGCUGAAUUGAUACAAAUGGCUAUGGAGAAAUAAUAUUUGAACUGUCACUUCCGACCUCAGAAGUGUUAAACAUGGAAGCAAGUUGUUACCAUUAGAUGAGAACUAUAAGGCAGAUAAGAGUAUUCAAGUGUUAGUGUAAUGUUUUUGAUGAAAGUUUUGAUACUCAACUUUGAAAGUAGCCUUUUCCCCUUUUGACCCAUCAUUUCCAAAUUGCUGCAUGAAGAUCCUGAAGAAUGGGGCCCUGGGCACCCGCUGAGGCAGGGUGCCAUUUCUGUAGGUAUCUCACUGUUGCCAUUGCUGAAGACUUCACAGCAGUUCACAUCAGACCUGUGGCUCCCUGAGCUAAGUUCAGUUCCAUUAGCCUCACCCUGAAAGCGCUUCCUCCUAUGCCAGGCUAGGAUUUACUGUGUCCCUUGUUCCCCGUGGAGUAGUUCUAACUUGUCACUUUGAUUUUUACUUAUGUGUGCAAAGGAAAGGGGCACACAGAGGUGUGCACAUGUAUGUACAGGUGUACCUGUGGACCUUUUUUCUUUAAGCAUAUCCAUCACAUAAGGGUUUUUCUAAAACGCGUUUCUAAAAAGACUACACUGUGAUACAUCUGAAGAGAGCCUUUAUUUGAAUAUAA
This is a messenger RNA of Chionomys nivalis (European snow vole), 6954 nucleotides long. RefSeq names its product nuclear cap binding protein subunit 1 (gene Ncbp1). Gene Ontology annotation, biological process: mRNA export from nucleus; regulation of mRNA processing; nuclear-transcribed mRNA catabolic process, nonsense-mediated decay. The transcript is spliced from 23 exons. Bases 788 to 3160 code for a protein of 790 amino acids. The record is from RefSeq and is a predicted model, not a curated record. Lineage: Eukaryota; Metazoa; Chordata; Mammalia; Rodentia; Cricetidae. Gene Ontology annotation, molecular function: protein binding; RNA cap binding; mRNA binding. Gene Ontology annotation, cellular component: nucleus; nuclear cap binding complex.